AUGGCUGUAUUCACCUUCGCUUCAAUCAUGGUGCUCACAGCCCUACAUCUGCAUACAGCUUCAGGCCAGAGUAACCAGUCAACCGCCGCAUUGAGGCCUGCGCAGACGAGCCUCACUACCAAUCCGGCGCCCGUCUUUACCCUUCCUGCUUCGGCCGACGUGGGCAGGAACAUCCUACCCAACAUCAAGGACCCCCAAGCCGUUGACCCCCAGACGGUGUGCCCAGGUUAUAAGGCAUCCAAUAUCCGGAACGUGGACAGCGCCGUCGGGCCGGCCUUCAAGGCAGACCUGGAUCUCGCAGGGCCACCAUGCAGCGUCUACGGAACCGAUAUCGAGCAUCUCACCUUGUCCAUUGACUACCAUUUUGACGACCGCGUCCAUGUCGAGAUCCGGCCCCGUUACAUCGGCCCGGAAAAUGAGACUUGGUUCCUUCUACCAACACAACUCGUCCCACGGGACAGUGAAAGCUCAAUGGGGAAACACAGAGGCCCUGAGCUGGAGGUGUCAUGGUCGAACGACCCUACCUUCUCCUUUACCGUGAAGCGCAAGAGCACGGGGGACACUCUAUUCUCGACCGAUGGGAAGAUCCUCGUCUAUGAGGACCAGUUCAUCGAGUUCGCCUCCCCGCUUCCCGAGAACUACAACCUGUAUGGUCUCGGCGAGGUUAUUCACGGGUUCCGUUUGGGAAACAACUUGACAAGGACUCUCUUCGCGGCUGAUGUAGGCGACGUGAUUGAUGCCAACAUUUACGGCAGUCAUCCAAUCUAUCUCGACACGAGGUACUUCACGUCCGACGACUCGGGCAAGCUGACCUACGUCCCGAAUGCCACCGACACUUCGGCCGCAUAUGUAUCAUACACGCAUGGCGUUUACCUCCGUAACGCCCAUGCCCAGGAGGUCCUCCUGAGACCAUCCGGCAUCACAUGGCGGGCGCUGGGUGGCACGGUUGACCUGUAUUUUUACAGCGGACCCCAGGCCGACGACGUGAUGAAGACUUACCAUGAGACUAUGACCGGGUUCCCAGCCAUGCAACAGUACUGGACCCUCGGCUUCCACCAGUGUCGCUGGGGGUACAGCAGUUGGACCGUGUUGCAGGAGGUUAUCGACAACUUUGCCAAAGCUGAGAUACCACUCGAGACAAUCUGGACCGACAUCGACUACAUGAAGCAGUACCGUAAUUUUGAGAACGACCCUGAGCGGUUCAGCUACGAGGAAGGCGCCCAGUUCCUAGCCAAGCUGCACGCUAACCACCAGCAUUACGUGCCCAUCAUUGACUCUGCCAUUUACGCCCCGAAUCCCAAUAACUCGAGUGAUGCUUAUCCUCCGUACGAUCGCGGAGUCGAUGCGGAUGCGUUUGUCAUGAACCCGGAUGGUUCAAUCUAUUACGGAGCUGUUUGGCCUGGUUAUACUGUGUUUCCUGACUGGGUUGGCGCUGUGCUGAAUGGCAGCGGCGCUAUUGACUGGUGGAUCAAUGAGCUGUCGAUGUGGUCUGAGAAAAUAGCGUUUGACGGGUUGUGGAUUGACAUGUCAGAGGUUGCUUCGUUCUGCGUCGGGAGCUGUGGCACCGGAAACCUGACGCUUAACCCAGCCCACCCGCCGUUUAGUCUCCCAGGAGAGCCUGGAAACCUCGUCCUGGGUUACCCGGAGGGUUUCGAGCGCACCAACAUGUCUGAGGCAUACUCGGCUCUCUCCUCCUUGCGUGAACAGGAGGCCACAAAGACAGCCGCCGCCCCGAGCCCAACGUCUUUCUACCGCACCACGCCUACCGCUGGAGUAAGGAACGUCGACUGGCCGCCCUAUGCAGUUAACAAUUUUCACGGUGACCUGGCCGUCCACGCCAUCAGUCCAAACGCAACCCACCACGGCGGCUACCUCGAGUACGACUUUCACAAUCUCUUCGGCCACCAGAUCCUCAACGCAACCUACCAAGCCCUGCUCAAAAUUCACGAGGGCAAGCGCCCGUUCAUCAUCGGACGCAGCACCUUCACCGGAUCGGGCCGUUGGGCGGGCCACUGGGGCGGCGACAACGAGGCGCGCUGGGCGUACUUGUACUUCAGCAUCCCGCAGGCGCUCUCCUUUUCCCUGUUCGGCGUCUCCAUGUUCGGCGUCGACACGUGCGGCUUCGGCGGCAACACCGACUUCGAGCUGUGCGCCCGCUGGAUGCAGCUCAGCGCCUUCUUCCCCUUCUACCGCAACCACAACACUUUGGGGGCCAUCUCGCAGGAGCCGUACGUGUGGAGCAGCGUGGCCGAGGCGACGCGCACCGCCAUGAGGAUCCGCUACUCCUUGCUGCCGUACCUGUAUACGCUCAUGUGGUUGGCGAAUCUUGAGGGGCGCACCGUCAUGCGCGCCCUGGCGUGGGAGUUCCCCGACGAGCCGUGGCUGGCGGACGCGGACCGGCAGUUUCUGCUCGGCGACGCGCUCAUGGUCGUGCCGUGCCUCGAACAGGGGGCCACUACGGUCAAUGGCGUGUUCCCAGGCGUCGGGGCCGGGACGGUCUGGUAUGAUUGGUACACUCGCACGGCGGUGACGGGCGUUGGGCCGGGUGAGAACGUCACGAUCGAUGCGCCGCUGGGGCAUAUCCCGCUGUAUGUGCGCGGCGGCAGCGUGGUGCCGAUCCAGGAGCCGGGUAUGACAACGUGGGAGAGCAGGAGGAACCCGUGGGGCCUCAUUGUGGCGCUGGAUGAGAACCAGGCUGCGAAGGGGUGGCUUUAUCUUGAUGAUGGCGAGAGCCUGGAGCCGAUGACUUCGAGCGAGAUUCGCUUCACCGCCACGAGCCGGUCCCUCUCCGCGGAAUCGCUCCUCGGCAGCGACUACAUUGACGACAACACCUUUGGCAACGCCACUAUCAUGGGUCUGGCCAAGAAGCCUGUCAGGGUCUGGCUGAACAGCCACGCGCUUGACUCUGGGCACUGGACGUAUGAUCAGGACAGUGCUGUGCUGCUGUUGCAUGGGUUGAAUCAGUUGUUCCCUCAGAGAGUGUGGGCGGAGAGUUGGGAGAUCAAUUGGGAGUGA
This is a messenger RNA of Parathielavia appendiculata, 3015 nucleotides long. Its product is annotated as glycoside hydrolase family 31 protein. The transcript is spliced from 7 exons. Gene Ontology annotation, biological process: carbohydrate metabolic process. Gene Ontology annotation, molecular function: hydrolase activity, hydrolyzing O-glycosyl compounds; carbohydrate binding. Lineage: Eukaryota; Fungi; Ascomycota; Sordariomycetes; Sordariales; Chaetomiaceae. The record is from RefSeq and is a predicted model, not a curated record. The coding region runs from base 1 to 3015 and encodes 1004 amino acids.